This is a messenger RNA of Leucoraja erinaceus (little skate), 950 nucleotides long. RefSeq names its product NADH:ubiquinone oxidoreductase core subunit V2 (gene ndufv2). NCBI's taxonomy places the organism in Eukaryota, Metazoa, Chordata, Chondrichthyes, Rajiformes, Rajidae. Gene Ontology annotation, molecular function: NADH dehydrogenase activity. The transcript is spliced from 8 exons. The coding region runs from base 107 to 847 and encodes 246 amino acids. The record is from RefSeq and is a predicted model, not a curated record. Gene Ontology annotation, biological process: mitochondrial electron transport, NADH to ubiquinone.
CAUUGGCGUAACACCGCGCAGCCGACGCUGCGGAACAGACGGGUGAACGCACUCUGCGAUCGAUUGGCGGUGCUGCGCGCCUGGCUGUGUACAACCAGCGGCCGCCAUGUUGCUGUCGGGCCUAUUCCGCUCCGCCGUCUCUCACUCGGUAAGACAGAUUCGCUAUGUACAAAGGACAGCCCAAUGUGCAGGAGGAAGUGGUGCAGCCUCAUUUACACAUAGGGAUACGCCUGACAACAAUGAUGAAACACCCUUUGAUUUCACACCAGAAAAUUACAAGCGACUCGAGGUUAUAAUUGAUAGCUAUCCAGAAGGACAUCAAUCAGCUGCCGUAAUCCCAGUGCUGGAUCUGGCACAGAGACAAAAUGGUUGGCUGCCUCUCUCAGCAAUGAACAAGGUUGCUGAGAUUUUAAAAAUGCCUACUAUGAGAGUGUAUGAAGUGGCCACGUUUUACACUAUGUUUAAUCGCAAGCCGAUGGGCAAGCACCACAUUCAAAUCUGUACAACGACACCCUGUAUGCUGUGCGACUCUGACAGCAUUUUAAAAUGCAUCAAGGAGAAACUUGGUAUUGCAAUUGGAGAAACAACACCUGAUAAGCUUUUUACCGUCACAGAGGUGGAGUGUCUGGGUGCAUGCGUGAAUGCACCAAUGGUUCAAAUUAAUGACAAUUAUUAUGAGGAUCUAACACCAAAAGACAUGGAGGAAAUAAUUGAUGAAUUAAAGGCAGGCAAGAUUCCUAAACCUGGCCCAAGGAAUGGACGAUUUUCUUGCGAGCCUGCUGGAGGUUUAACUUCGUUGUUGGAACCACCCAAGGAGCCUGGUUUUGGACUUCAGCCAGGACUUUAGCUAAUCUUGUAGCUAGAAGGAGCUGCUAAUUUCCCGAACUGAUCUUAUCUUGGUAUUUGUGUGCAAACAAAAUGUAUAUAAUAAAAUGUUUCUCAUACUGCAA